AUGCUGCCCAGAGCCUGGCUGCGCUGGGCCUGCCUCUUGCUCCUGGCCACGCCUACCCAGCCCUGCCCCAAGGGGUGUGACUGCUUCAUCCGGGAGGUCUUUUGCUCCGACGAGGAGUUGGCCGCCAUCCCGCUGGACAUCCCACCACACGCCACAGACAUCAUCUUCGUGGAGACCUCAUUCACCGAGGUGGGAGCCAGGACCUUCAGUGGCAGCCCCAACCUGACCAAGGUGGUCUUCCUCAACACCCAGGUGUGCCACUUCGGGCCGGAUGCCUUCGGGGGGCUGCCGGGGCUCCAGGACCUGGAGAUCACUGGCGGUGCCUUCUCCAACCUCAGCACUGACAUCUUCUCCAACCUGACCUCGCUGGGCAAGUUCACCCUCAACUUCAACAUGCUGGAGGCUCUGCCCGAGGGCCUCUUCCAGCACAUGGAUGUCCUGGAGUCCCUCCAGCUGCAGGGCAAUCGGCUCCAGACGCUGCCCGGGAGGCUCUUCCAGCCUCUGAGACGUCUGAAGACCCUCAACCUCGCUCAGAACCUCCUGGCCCAGCUGCCCGAGGAACUGUUCGCCCCCCUCUGCAGCCUGCAGACCCUGAGGCUGAGCAACAACGCACUGGCCGGCCUGCCCCGAGGGCUGUUCAGCCACCUGGGCGGCCUGCGGGAACUCUUCCUGGACGGCAACUCCAUCUCCGAGCUGCCCGCACAGGCGUUCGCGGGGCUCUCCCGCCUGGAGAAGCUAUGGCUGCAGCGCAACACCAUCAGCCACCUGCCCCGGUCCAUCUUCUCCUCCCUGGGCAACCUGACCUUCCUGAGCUUGCAGGGCAACGCACUGCGGACGCUGCCCGCCAGCCUCUUCGCCCAUUCCCCGGGCCUGGUCAGCCUGUCCCUGUCCCACAACCAGCUGGAGACCAUCCCCGAGGGAGCCUUUGCCAACCUGUCCAGCCUCGGGUCCCUCACGCUCUCACACAACGCCCUCACCCAUCUGCCGGCUGGCAUCUUCAGGGGCCUUGAGGGGCUGGUCAAGCUCUAUCUGGGCAGCAACAACCUGACGGCCCUGCACCCAGCCCUCUUCCAGAACCUGUCCAUGCUUGAGGUGCUCAGCCUUUCCAGGAACCUCCUGACCACGCUCCCCCAGGGCAUCUUUGACACCAAUUACAACCUGUUCAACCUGGCCCUGCACGGCAACCCCUGGCAGUGCGACUGCCACCUGGCCUAUCUCUUCGGGUGGCUGUACCAGUAUAGCGACCGGCUCUUCAACAGCCAGACCUACUGUGCCGGCCCCGCCUACCUGAAGGGUCAGGUGGUGCCCGCCCUGAGGGAGGAGCAGCUGGUGUGCCCGGUCACCCAGGACCACCUGGGCUUCCAGGCCCCGGGGCCGGAGGACAGGGAGCCAGGGGGCGGCUGGGAUCUGGGUUGCAUCUACAGCAACCCCGAGGGCACCGUGGUGCUGGCUUGUGACGAGGCCCGGUGUCGCUGGAUGAACGUCCAGCUGUCUCCCAGGCAGGGCUCGGCCUCCCCGGGACUGACGUUCAAUGGCAGUCAGGAGUGGGACUUGAAGUCCAGCUGCGGCUCUGUGAGGGUCACUGUGUCGAUCGAGGCUCUGGCAGGGGAGCCCUAG
This is a messenger RNA of Aethalodelphis obliquidens (Pacific white-sided dolphin), 1617 nucleotides long. RefSeq names its product carboxypeptidase N subunit 2 (gene CPN2). Gene Ontology annotation, molecular function: protein binding. Lineage: Eukaryota; Metazoa; Chordata; Mammalia; Artiodactyla; Delphinidae. The record is from RefSeq and is a predicted model, not a curated record. The transcript has a single exon. Bases 1 to 1617 code for a protein of 538 amino acids.